Molecule: messenger RNA, 1095 nt
Organism: Actinia tenebrosa (Australian red waratah sea anemone)
Lineage: Eukaryota; Metazoa; Cnidaria; Anthozoa; Actiniaria; Actiniidae
Product: small ribosomal subunit protein RACK1
Molecular function (GO): translation regulator activity; ribosome binding; protein binding
Source: RefSeq, a predicted model, not a curated record
UCCUUCCUCUCUCUUUUCCCUCGUACUGUCGGGCAUUACAUUUAGGUGGAUUUAUAAUCCGUCAAAAUCUUGGCCAUAUAAAGUCAUCAUGGCCGAACAACUGACUCUACGUGGAACGCUAAAAGGCCACAAUGGAUGGGUAACCCAAAUUGCCACCAAUCCUCAAUCUCCAGAUAUAAUUUUGUCUAGUUCGCGAGACAAGUCGAUCAUCGUUUGGAAGCUGACAAGAGAUGAUUUAAACUAUGGUCUGCCAGAGAGAUCUCUUCAAGGGCACAACCACUUUGUAGCCGAUGUUGUUAUGUCAUCUGAUGGGCAGUUUGCCCUCUCUGGUUCUUGGGACAGCACUCUUCGUCUGUGGGAUCUUAACACUGGAGUCACUACCAGACGAUUCGUUGGUCACACAAAGGAUGUUCUUAGUGUUGCAUUCUCUGCUGACAACAGACAGAUUGUGUCUGGAUCAAGAGACAAGACAAUCAAACUGUGGAACACACUUGGGGUGUGCAAGUACACCAUCCACGAUGAGUGCCACUCAGAGUGGGUUUCCUGUGUGAGGUUUUCACCUAACACUGGCAAUCCCAUCAUUGUCUCUGCUGGAUGGGACAAGCUAGUCAAGGUCUGGAAUCUCACUAACUGCCGUCUUAAGACCAACCACAUUGGUCACACCGGAUACCUUAACUGUGUAACUGUUUCACCUGAUGGCUCUCUGUGUGCAUCUGGUGGAAAGGAUGGCCAAGCCAUGCUGUGGGAUCUUAAUGAAGGCAAGCACCUGUACACACUAGGUGGCGGAGAUAUACUUAAUGCCAUGACUUUCAGUCCAAACCGCUACUGGCUGUGUGCUGCUGCAGGCCCAGCCAUCAAGAUCUGGGAUUUGGAAGGUAAAUCUCUAGUAGAUGAGCUGAAACCAGAGAUCAUCAACAUGGGUGGCAAGGCUCAACCUGCAGAAUGCAUGUCACUUGCAUGGUCAUCUGAUGGUCAGACACUGUUUGCUGGCUACACAGACAAUCUUAUCAGGGUGUGGCAGGUUACUAGGGCUUAGAAUUAACAUCAUGUUGUAAAAUUGAAAAGAAUAAAGAACGGUUCUCUCAAAACUGACAA